AUGCUUCAAAUCAAGCGGAAACACAAUGAAGAACCAAUUCCUUUGCUUUUUAUGGCGGAAUCAUCAGACCCUUCUGGUAGCAUAAGCCCUUUUAAACGUAAAAAAAAGGAAAACGACUAUGUGUUUAUACUUUCUGAAACAGUACAAAAUGAAUCCAUAAAAGAAUAUUUACAAAAACAAGAAGGAAAACAAAUAACAAAAGCAAAAAAGCAAUCAGAAUGGCCUCCUGUAUAUACACUAGAAAAAAUACUUAGCAAUGAACUUAAAAAUCCAACAAACUGUUACGAAAUAUCACCGAAUAAAAACAGAAAAUCUCUCGAAUCUGAUCAACCAUCUCCAAUGAAUAAUUAUGUAUAUGAUAUGUAUGUUCCUUUAGUUUAUACACCUGAUGAACCUCUACCUACUUCACAAUAUGGAGUUUUAAUGGUUAAAGAAAACGAAAAUAUUUCUUUUUUUGAAGAUACCUUAAAUUCUUCUGAAGAAGAUGAAAACUCUGAAGAAGACGAAGAUUCUAACGCAGAAGAUUUUUAUCGAAAUACAUAUCCAGAUGAAGAUACAUGGCCAACUAGCGAUACUGAAGAAUACGAAUCAAAAAGUUCUUUAUAUUAA
Pneumocystis jirovecii RU7 is the source of this 609-nucleotide messenger RNA. RefSeq lists its product as uncharacterized. The transcript is spliced from 6 exons. The coding region runs from base 1 to 609 and encodes 202 amino acids. Gene Ontology annotation, cellular component: cytoplasm. Gene Ontology annotation, biological process: protein import into nucleus. The record is from RefSeq and is a predicted model, not a curated record. Lineage: Eukaryota; Fungi; Ascomycota; Pneumocystomycetes; Pneumocystales; Pneumocystaceae.